Molecule: messenger RNA, 867 nt
Organism: Triticum turgidum subsp. durum (durum wheat)
Lineage: Eukaryota; Viridiplantae; Streptophyta; Magnoliopsida; Poales; Poaceae
Source: the annotation of a GenBank genome assembly
AUGGUUGACGCCGUGCGCAACGCCACCGCCGGCGUGAAGGCCGGGCUCAUCCGCCUCUUCUUCCAUGACUGCUUUGUCCAGGGUUGCGAUGCCUCUGUCCUGCUGAACAAUGUCUCUGGCAAGCCUGAACCGGAGAUGCUUGGUAUCCCAAACUUGAGCAUGCGUGGCUUCGAAGUGAUAGAGGCGGCCAAGAAGAAGAUCGAGGAAAAAUGUCCGGGUGUCGUCUCCUGCGCCGACAUCGUUGCCUUCGCAGGCCGUGACGCCAGCAAGUUACUCAGCGGCUACAAAAUAAACUUCAACAUGCCGGCGGGCCGCUACGACGGAUUGGUGUCCCUCAAAGACAAGACCCUCCCCAACCUGCCCCCACCCUUCGCCAACCUCACUACCCUCACACAAAUGUUCGCCAAGAAGGGACUCAGCCAAACCGACAUGGUUGCGCUUUCCGGCGCGCACAACAUCGGCCGCUCGCACUGCUCCUCCUUCCGCGACCGUCUCCAGCCACCGGCCAACGACAACUCCACCACGUCGAUGGAUGCCACGUACGCUGGGAAGCUGACCCAGGACUGCCCCGCCGGGAAUGAUCCCACGGUGCCGCAGGACUACAAGACCCCCGACGUGCUGGACAGCCAGUACUACAGGGACGUGAUGGAUCGCAAAGUGCUCUUCACCUCCGACGCGACGCUCAUGACGUCACCAGAGACCAAGGAGCUGGUGGAAAAGUACACUUGGUGGUUGAUCGGAGAUUUCUUGUGGUACAGACAUUUCGAGGAUGCCAUGGUGAAGAUGGGCAAUAUCGAGGUGAAGAACAACACCAACGGCCAGAUCAGGAAGAAGUGCGGGUUUGUCAACGAGCCCUAUACCGGUUAA